Messenger RNA from Coffea eugenioides, 3727 nucleotides. RefSeq names its product epidermal growth factor receptor substrate 15-like 1. Lineage: Eukaryota; Viridiplantae; Streptophyta; Magnoliopsida; Gentianales; Rubiaceae. The transcript is spliced from 13 exons. Gene Ontology annotation, biological process: endosomal transport; endocytosis. The coding region runs from base 297 to 3284 and encodes 995 amino acids. Gene Ontology annotation, cellular component: plasma membrane; nucleus; cytoplasm. Gene Ontology annotation, molecular function: calcium ion binding; protein binding. The record is from RefSeq and is a predicted model, not a curated record.
UCCUCGAUUGAUUCUGCUACUUUAAAGUUUAAACUUGUCCUAUAGAUUUGACCCAACAUUUUAACUUUCUAGGCUCUGUUCGAUCGAAUAGUCUACCGCAACUCCCCGCUAUACCCCCAAAUUGUUCUGGGUUUUAUUAUAUUCCCACGAAUCCAUUGAAAAACCCAAAAAAAAAGGGGAAAAAUGUUUACACGGCUCUUCUACUUUGUUGGUUAAGGUUUGGUGAUUCACUGAAAGUUUCUUUUUCGGAUUCUAAUUGAUAAAGCAAAUCAAUUGAGCUUUUGGUUAUUUAAGAGAUGGCGGGUCAGAAUCAAGGCGUAAGUAUGGACCAAUUCGAAGCGUAUUUUAGGAGAGCCGAUUUGGAUCAAGAUGGAAAGAUCAGUGGAGCUGAAGCUGUCGGCUUUUUUCAAGGAUCCAAUUUGCCUAAACAAGUUCUCGCCCAGAUAUGGAUGCAUGCUGACCAGAGCCAUAAUGGUUACCUCAGCCGCCCAGAGUUUUAUAACGCCCUUAAACUUGUAACCGUUGCACAGAGCAAGCGAGAACUAACACCAGAUAUCGUGAAAGCAGCAUUAUAUGGUCCUGCUUCUGCUAAAAUACCUGCUCCACAGAUUAACCUUGCAGCUACACCUACACCUCAGUUAAAUUCAGUAGGUGCUGCAUCUGCACCACAUAUUGGGGGAGUUCCCCCUGCUGCUUCUCAAAGUAGCGGUUUCAGAGGGCAGUUACCUCCAAAUGAAAGUAUGAAUCCACAGUAUCUCCAGUCUCAAGGUAUGCAGUCUACAAGGCCUCCCCUCCUUACGCCUACAGCUACUGCUUCACAUCCACCGCAGGGUGUCUCUCCUUUGACUUUUCCCAGUGGAGGUAGCUCGCUGGGUCCUACUCUGCCAAACUCAUCAGAUGGCUGGCUUGCUGGUGGAACUGUUGGAGCUUCUAGUGGACCAGCAGCACACAUGCCUAACAGAGCAGCUAGUCCCUCCAUGCUUGCAGCGUCACCAAAAGUUCAACAUCCAAUUUCAACAUCUUCAUCAUCAGCAGUUAGUGAUCCUAAAGCUCUACAUGGUCCUGGCAAUGGGUUUACAACAGAUUCUAUGUUUGGAGGUGAUACAUUCUCUGCCUCCCGUGGUCUUCCCAAGCAACCUUCCCUGCCACCAGCAUAUUCUGCAAGCAGCACUUCUGUAUCCUCAGGCAUUGUUCCGAUAACUAGUGCUCCUGAAUCUUCAGCUAAGCCUGAUCCUUUUGCAGCAUUGCAAAGCACUUAUACGGUGUCCUCUACAGGGGGUCUGCCUCAGCAGGCGCAGCCUGUUGCACGUAACCAACAAAAUUCACCUCAAGUUUCCCAGUCAUUCUCGUCAUCUGGAAUGGCUGUCGGUGGUGGAAAUUCUAGUUCAGAGCAAUCACAACCUUGGCCAAAAAUGACGCGUCCUGGUAUUCAGAAGUAUGCAAAAGUGUUUAUGGAAGUGGAUACAGACAGAGAUGGUAAAAUUAGUGGUGAACAGGCACGCAAUCUGUUCUUAAGUUGGAGACUCCCGAGAGAGGUCUUAAAGCAGGUCUGGGACUUAUCAGAUCAAGAUAACGAUAGCAUGCUUUCUUUGAGGGAAUUCUGCAUAGCUCUCUAUCUGAUGGAACGGUAUAGGGAAGGUCGCACUUUGCCGCCGCAACUUCCUUCUAUUAUUAUGCUCGAUGAGAUUCUACUCUCCCUAGCAGGGCCCCCAGCUGCAUCUCAUGGAAAUGCUGGCUGGGGCCAAAAUCAUGGUUUGAGACCACAACAUAGUUCAUCUGGUGCUCUGCCAAUUAUGCAAGCUGGUGUAAGGCCUGGUAUGCAAGCAGUAUCUCGGGCUGAUGGAAGGUCAGUGCAAUUCAGUCAACAGAAUGCUAGAGGACCUUUGGUCGGGAAUUCCCAUGUGAAUGAGCUGAGUAACGGGCAGCAGAAUUCUUUGGAGAUGAAGGGUCAAAUUGCAGCAGAAACUGAAAAUAAGGUUGAAAAUAAGGAGAAGUUACUUCUAGAUUCAAAAGAGAAGCUUGAGUUUUACCGGACGAAAAUGCAGGAUCUAGUUCUUUACAAAAGUAGAUGUGAUAAUCGACUCAAUGAAAUCACAGAAAGGGCACUGGCAGAUAAGCGUGAGGCUGAGUUACUUGGCAAGAAAUAUGAAGAAAAAUACAAGCAAGUUGCAGAAAUUGCUUCCAAAUUAACAAUUGAAGAGGCUUCAUUUCGUGAUAUCCAGGAGAGGAAGACAGAAUUACAUCAAGCAAUUAUCAAGAUGGAACAAGGUGGCAGUGCAGAUGGUAUUCUUCAGGUUAGGGCCGAUCGCAUACAAUCAGAUCUUGAGGAGCUAUUGAAGGCUAUAACAGAACGUUGCAAGAAACAUGGUCUAAAAGUGAAGUCAACCACCUUAGUUGAACUUCCUCCUGGGUGGCAACCUGGCAUUCCAGAGAUAGCAGCUGUGUGGGAUGAAGAAUGGGAUAAGUUUGAAGAUGAAGGCUUUUCAUUUGAUGUUGCUGUUUCUGCAAACACCAAGCCAACAUCUCCUCAGCAUGAAAAUUCUUCUCCAACAGAUAGCUUUUCCCCUGAUUCAAUGUCAAACGCUGAUAAGUCAGAAAGAACAUUUACUAAAGGCGUUAGUGCUUUUGAGACUGAUUCGUUGUAUACUCAUAGUGAAGACGAAUCAAAAAGCCCACGUAGUAGUCCAGCAAGACAAACUGCAUCUGAAAGUCCAUCGCAUGAUUAUUCUGAUAACCAUUUUGGGAAGAUCUUUGAGGCUGAUACCGAAUCUCAUAGAGGCUAUGACGAAUCUGCAUGGGGCACCUUUGACAAUAAUGAUGAUGUAGAUUCCGUGUGGGGCUUCAGUGCUAAGGACUCAAAUCAUGAGAAGCCUUCUGAGAAGUAUUUUUUUGGUUCUAGUGAUUUUGGUGGAAGCCCUUCAAGGACCGAAUCACCCCAGGCAGAUAGUUCAUUCCAGAAGAGUAGCCCAUUUGGCUUCGAGGAUUCAGUUCCAGGGACUCCACUUUCGAGGGCUGGAAAUUCACCACAAGGAAUCAAUGCUGGGGCAGGGGAUCCCUUCUUUGACAGUUUCUCAAGGUACGAUUCCUUCAGUAUGCAAGAUCGCGGUUCUCCACGAAGGGAAACCCUCACUAGGUUUGACUCGAUAAACAGCACUAGAAGUUAUGACCAUGGUCGAGGAUUCUCAUUUGAUGACUCUGAUCCCUUUGGUUCAAAUGGUCCAUUCAAGGUCUCAUUGGAUAGUCAAACUCCUAAGAAAGGAUCUGAAAGCUGGAGUUCUUUCUAAGACGUAAAGACAACUUUUUAUGCUAUUUGGGCCGGAAGAAUGGUUGCUGUUCUUGUCUUACGCAGAGUUGUCUUUAUUGAGUUGCCCACAGGCAGUAGAUGAGAGCACAGUACUCCUUGGAAAGUUUUUGGUUAUCUUUGUUUACUAGGGGGGUACUGGUGUCUUGUUUUUUUCUGAUGAUGUCUGUAUUUUCUCUUGUUUGAUGUUUUGCUAGGGGGUAUUUUCUCUUUGUUUGAUGUUGUCUGUAUUUACUUGUUUACAUUUUUCGUGUAUUCCUCAGUAAUUGUGUUUUUUCAAUUUUGCCAUCUUGCCAUAGAGUUUCGUGUAAAGGGAGACCAAAUGUAUUUGGCAUAGGAAUGCUACUUUGAUUGUUGCAGUGUGCAUAAUGUAUAAGGUGCGACUGAACAAUUUGUGAUCAAUUAUUUUAACCGUACAUUGUUGUG